AAUGACCAUGAAUUAAAAAAGAUAAAUUAUGAAAAGAUUAAAUAUGAAAGUGAUUUUUGUUUUAUAUAUUUCAGAUCUACAGGCCUGAUAUAGGUUUGUUGAUUACAGGUCUGGCUAAUCCUCUCUUGAAUAUUUCCUUGAUGAAGCAAAACAAUUAAUUUUAUCUUGUUUUGAUCUUGUGUUCCCUUAAAUUAUGCGAAAAUAUCUAUCUUCAUCCAUCUUCGCACACUCAUGUUUAAAGCUUUACCAAAUUAUGAUCUCCAUCAUAAAAUUGGUAUCCAGAACGUAUAACGUGCUCUCCCGGAUCUUGAUAACCGAUCACGAAAAUUCACCCAUUCAUUUCGUGUUUUUCAAAUCGAAUACUGCUAGAUUAAUUCUAUUAACACCGGUGUACCUUUUGUUGAUUUGGUACAACUACUUAUACAUAUUCGAGAUCAGAAGGGAUUCUCAUAUAUAUCUUUCGGAUUCUUUUUCUUCUUGGAAUUUCAUUUCACGCGUACCAUUUAACAUGUCCUCCACAUUUCUCAAGCUCUACACCUUUGACCCAUCCAAGGCGUUAUACAAAAUUUCAGAUAAAAAAUAUUUAUACCCAAAAGCUGAAAAGGACAUAUUUUAUCCCAGUGACGAAGUGUCGUCAGAUAACAAAGAUAUUUUGUUGAUUUUAGACUCCAAAUUAGGAGUUAUCGAAACUAGUAUGAUGGAGAGAGUUUUGCGGAAUCCUAUUAUCGAUUCGAUGAGAUUGAGUAGGUAUUCCUAUGAUGUUCAUUAUUAUUUAUAUCCUGCCACCUUAUAUCAAACGUUAUACCAAAAUUUGUACACAAAUAUUAUGGGAGAAAACGCGACGGAUGCAGAAACAAUAUACAAAGCUCUAAUAUUCGAGAGUUUUGACCUGUACUUGAACUUUAUAUCUUUUAAUCACUACAAGCAUAUAUUGGACUCAUACAUUUUGAAAUAUGGCGCGGGAAUAGUUGUUUUUGCCAAUUUUGUGACAUCUUCAUUCAAUCUAAAGAAGGGGAUAUAUCCUUUACAACUAAUAAACGCCUCUCACUGCAACGAUUUAUUUGUUGUUAAACGAAACCUUUCCCCUUCCGCUCAUAAUUAUAUUACUCGAAUUGUUCGGGACAAUCAUUAUCUGAUCAAAGGCCCGCUUGAAGCAACUCAUCGAUCCCCGGUCGAUGUAUAUGGAUUCCACUCUGAUUCUCCUGAAGCCCACAAAAAUUUAACUUUUAAGGUUAUAACGUAUAGUUGCGAACAUCCACACGGAAAUGUGGAUGAAAAAAAGCCAAAUUUAGAGCUAUGCAGUAAAAUAUUACCCACUGUUUUAAUUGCUGAAGAGAUCGUGGAAAAUGGGAAUGAAGAAGACCGAGAUAUAAAUAAAGAUAGCACGACAAGGACGAUUUUUAUAGGUGGUUCACUCCAUUUUUGGCCAUUUAAAUUAAUUUUGGCCGACGUUUUACAUUAUUUUAUCAAAAACCAAAAUCCAAAUCUCAAAGCUAACGAAUCAAAAUCCGGUUCAUUGGAUCGAUAUGUUUUAAUCGACAUAGAUGAUGUUUUAGUUGGCGAAGUCAACCCAUCUAUCGAUGACAUCAAAUCUUUAAUCGAUUCUCAAAACGACUUAAGGCUUCUGGUAAAAAAUUUCACAUACAAUUUGGGAUUUUCCGGCAUGUAUAACAAUUUAUACUCUACGAUUCUUCGAAGGGGCUACCACUAUCUGAUAAAAAAUAAUCAUAAUUUUUGGUGGUUUUUACAUUCCUGGGACCAUAAAAAUACAUUCUUGCAAAAUCUAACUACAAUUAAUAGCGAAAUUAAGUUGAAUUUUGACUUCGCUAAACGUUACAAUUUAGAUAUAUCGGCAUGCUACAGCAUUAGUCCAGCACAUUCAGGCAUUUAUCCUAUAGCCGAUAUUCUUUAUGAAACAUGGCAAAAUUAUGGCAUACAUGUUAGCAGCACUUACUAUUAUCCCAACAUGUAUCCCUCUUCAUUGAGGAGAGCGUUUAUUUACAAAAAUAUCACGGUAUUACCUCGAAAAACUUGCGGCAUAUACACUCACACCCUCACCUUUGCCAAUUACACUGGAGGCAUCAAAGGGUUAAAUGAUAUGAUAAAGGGUGGGAAUGUUUUCGAUCAGCUCUUAUACGAUAAAUUUAACUUGUUCAUGACACACAUCCCCAACUACUCAUACGAUCGAUUGGCUAUAUACAUUUUUAAAGGCGCUUUCGAAUUCAUCACUAACCAUACUAAUUUGCGUUUUUCAUCUGUCAAACCGGAUGAGUUGGCUAGACUUUAUAUGUCCUUUCGACCGCAAGAGGAUAAAAAUAUUGUGUAUAAGAAUCCUUGUUUUAAUCGAUUAAUGUUUGCUAUGUGGAAUCGGAACUAUGAAUGCUAUAAAUUCCCGAAGUUACUUAUUGUGGGACCACAAAAAUCGGGAACCACUGCUCUGCUAUCGUUUUUAUUACUUCACCCGUUAAUUAGAACCAACGUACCUACAAAAAAUUUCGAAGAAACGCAAUUCUUUAGCAGUAGAAAAAUUUACGAAAAUUUUGGGAUCAAUUGGUAUAUGGAUUUAUUCCGACUUGAGCUUAACUUUCCCUACCAAAAAAUUAGGGCGGAUUCGAUUAUCUUUGUUGACAAGUCUGCCAAUUAUUUUGAUUCAAAAAGGGCUCCUCUUAAGGCUUACAAUUUACUUCCAACUGCAAAAAUCAUAGUUAUUCUCAUCGAUCCUAUAUACAGAGCCUAUUCUUGGUACCAGCACGCCAAGAGGCAUUCUCAUGCCAUAGCCCUAAAUUAUACGUUCCACCAAGUAGUAACGUUUGAUUCGAAACUUACCCAUGUAUCACAAGCCUUAGCCAAUUCCAUUGCUGAUCUUAGAGACAGAUGUCUUAAUCCUGGCAAAUAUUAUUUGCAUUUAAUAAACUGGCUCAGAUAUUAUUCUUCCAGACAAAUAUUUAUUGUGGAUGGAGUAUCUUUCAAAAUUAAUCCUAUUCCAUCAUUAAAUGGCAUUCAAGAAUUUUUGAAUCUAUCAAUGGAUGAAUUCAGAUUUCACUAUCACGUCCGAUUUAAACCUUCGAAGAAAAUGUUUUGCCCAGUCGUUGAUGGGAUAGAUAGAUGUUUGGGCAAAAAUAAAGGUGCACAUUAUCCAGAGAUGGAUCAUCAAUCUAAGCAAUAUUUGCAAAUUUUUUACAAUCAAAGCAAUGGUAUGUUAUACAAGUUGCUCAAAAGUAGUAAUCUAUCGAUUCCAGUUUGGCUUGAUGGUUAAGAACUUUGAUAAAAUAAAUUUACAGAUCAGUAAUAAUAUCUAUAUCUUAUUUGAUCAAAUUCGAAUUUUUUAAAUAUUUCGUGUAUCAAAUUUUGUUUAAAUAUAACAAAUUGAAUUGUGACUUUUUAUAACCUAGUAGUAACUUCAUAAUAUAU
Gordionus sp. m RMFG-2023 is the source of this 3411-nucleotide messenger RNA. Its product is annotated as bifunctional heparan sulfate N-deacetylase/N-sulfotransferase 4-like. Bases 194 to 3256 code for a protein of 1020 amino acids. Gene Ontology annotation, molecular function: heparan sulfate N-sulfotransferase activity; deacetylase activity. The record is from RefSeq and is a predicted model, not a curated record. Gene Ontology annotation, cellular component: Golgi apparatus. NCBI's taxonomy places the organism in Eukaryota, Metazoa, Nematomorpha, Gordioida, Chordodea, Parachordodidae. The transcript has 16 exons.